Messenger RNA from Caenorhabditis angaria, 1333 nucleotides. Lineage: Eukaryota; Metazoa; Nematoda; Chromadorea; Rhabditida; Rhabditidae. The record is from the annotation of a GenBank genome assembly.
AUGGGAGAGCGAAAAGGACAAAAUUUUUAUUAUCCACCGGAUUUCAAUUAUAAGAAACAUAAAUCAUUGAAUGGAUAUCAUGGAACUCAUGCACUUCGAGAAAGAGCAAAGAAAAUCGAUCAAGGAAUUUUGGUUAUUCGGUGAGAUUUGCUUGAAACUAAGUUAUUUUUUGAAAAAAGAAAGAAUUUUUCAGAUUUGAAAUGCCAUUUAAUAUUUGGUGCCUUGGAUGUCAUAAUCAUGUUGGAAUGGGUGUUCGAUAUAAUGCUGAAAAGAAAAAGAUUGGAAUGUAUUAUACAACUCCACUUCAUGAAUUUCGAAUGAAAUGUCAUUUAUGCGAUAAUUAUUAUGUUAUUCGAACAGAUCCCAAAAAUUUCGAUUAUGAACUUGUUGAAGGAUGUUCGAGACAAGAAAGACGAUUUGAUCCUUCGGAAAUAAAUCAACUUGGAGCUGUGGAUCGAGGUUUUGCACAAAAAUUAGCAGCGGAUGCGAUGUUUAAAAAAGAACAUGAAGAAGGAGAUCGAGAAAAAGCUGUGAAUGAAGAAAGUCGAGUUGAUAAAUUGGAAUGGAUUCAGGAAAGAAUGAAAGAUGAUUUUGCAGCUAAUUCAUAUCUUCGAGCACAAUUUCGAGUGGGUUUUUUGUACACUAAAAAAUUUUGCACAAUGAGAAAAACACAUUUUUUUCCCAAAAAUUUUCAGAAAGAGAAGAAAUCAUUAGGUGAUCAACGAAUUCGUGAUGAAAGCCUCCGAGAAAAAUUAUCGAUUGGAACAACAAAAUUAUUACCCGAAAGCGAAGAAGACAAAAAAGUUGCAUCGCUUUUGACAAGAUAUAAAGAUGUGAAAUGUAAGUUUUUUCUAAUAGCUAAUUAGUUAAUUUCAUUGAAAAAAAUAGGGUCAGUUCAAAAAUUUCAUCCAGUUAAUAAAAUCCUAGAAUUCAAUUUUUUCUCAUCAGGUUAUGACGAUGUUCAAUCAUCAAGUAGAGAACGAAUCGAAUCGCGUAGAAUAUUUUCAAAAUUCGGAGAUAUUGAUACACCAUCAACAUCUACACCAUCUUCCUCAUCAUCAACUUCAACCUCAAAAAUGGCGGCUACCGAAAAGCUAAAAGCUACGGUGAAAUUUGAACGAAAUAAAAAGAUUAAUGAGAGUGUAAGUUUUUUAUUCCUGAUAUUAAUUCGGCAUUUUCAAUAAUUAUUUUCCAGUUCUCAGCAUCUGUCAAACGAAAAUCCGAAUUGCUUGGAAUUCAAAUUAAACCGAAGAAAGAAAAAGUUCCGGAAGAACCAAAUCCUCCUGCAAAACCACUUCCUCUGAUAGAAUAUAGUUCCUCAGAUUCAGAUUAA